CUGGAAAACAAACAUGCCUUUCCAGUGAUAGUUGAUGUAGUUCCAGCCAUGCCGCUCCUACAGGUGUCCACCGGGCUACCCAAGGUUCGGUCGCAGCCCCCUGAUCCUGACUCGCCUCAGUCGGCUGCAACCCUGGUCACUGCUGUCACGCUUUAUGCUGGGCAAAGGUGAGUUUGUAGUAAAACAAAAAGUUUAGUUCCCAGCCUAGGGAAACACUUUUUUUUCUUGUCCACCAGCAUGGCCACCGUGACAUCAGCUGAAAAUCAGUAAUAGGUUAAGCGAGCAAAACAAGUUCAACUCUGCACGUCCAUCACGCUUUUCUCUCCCGUUCCUGAACUACAACAGCCCCGUUUACAUGGAGCAUCACCCUAGCAAGCCUACUUUCCAUAUAUUUCCUUACAAAACGGUCGAAAACGUGGCGAAGCAAACCGUUUACAUGAUAAACAAAAAGUUGGUUCGUUUAGAAGGAUGACCCGUGGGUGGAUCAUACUCUAUAAACAUUUUGGCUUGCCCAGCUGGGUCAACUCGCUCAAUACGAGCCAAUCAGAGCAUGCGACAGUGCUAUUUUAGACGAUCAGAGCAUGCGAGGGCGCUGUUGGCUCGAGCAAAGGGGUCAACUCCCUUUUCUCAUAUCAACGCUCUCUAAAGUUGACUAGGCUGAGCAGGGGACGACGAUUCUUCAUAUAAACGGGGCCUAAGACGUGAAAAGGUCAAUUUUUUUUGUGUUCUGGAAAACUUCAACGCCGAGCAAGGCAUAACUAUCAGAGCUCGGGCGUGAUUCCCUCACCAACCUGAUUUCUAUGGUGUAGCUGGACUACUUCAAAAAUAGUCGCAAAAGGUUUGAAACGACGCGAAAGCAUUUUUUCUUUUAGCGAUGUUGUCUUUGGCGUCACCAUCAUAAAUACUGUAGCAAGCUAAGGUGGAACAUUUUCAUUAUUGAAUACACGUGUGUGAGGCUUCCUUAGAAUGUAUUAUUUCUAGUAUGUACAACUAUGUUUUGUCUGUUCAAUUUUCUAAAUACAGCAUGAAAGGAACCAUUACACUGGAAAAUAUUGGGAGGUUACCAGUGGAUUCACUUAAUAUUACUAUCAGUAGCAAGGAGGGAGAGGGUAAGUGCCCCACACCACCCCAUUGAUACAGGAUUUACACAACUGUGAUUUGCUUACUUAAUAUCAUAAUCAGCGCUGGGGUAACAGCUUGGAUUGAGGAAGGUUUAGCCGGAAGGUGGUAAUCCUUGUUGGAACACCUUAAUGAUCUCAACUCACUUCUCUAUUUAUCGCCUUAAAAACGAAAGUAACGGAAAUUUAAAAUAAACAAAAAAAAAAAGAAGAAAAAAAAUAGGACGGAGAGGGUUCUAGAGAGAGAGGAUAGUUUAAAUGAUCACUUGCACCCUAACAAAAAAUGGCGCCGCGCGGCGUACUACUCUACAGAGGCAUCUUGCUGUUUACGUGUAGGUAGUCAUAUGACAAAAUAUGACUUCAUAUUUCAUAACAUGGACAGAAGACGACUUUCAUUUCCUCAACUGACAGAUUCGUUCGUGUUGGUUUUUCUCAGGUGCUAAUGAACUCUUCAGCUUUGACGAUAAGGAAAUUGUUUCCAAGCUCCCAGUUGUCCCGGGUGAUAUCACUGACAUAACAGUCACAAUAACAGGGACUCCUCAUAUCCCACAAGGUAUCGAAAGCAAUGAGAAGCUAAGCUACGACCCCGAAGCGCCUUGGGGAUUGACGGGAACUAUUCUUUUCCGGUACGCGUCAGGAGUUACCGGAAAUAAAAUGUGUCGUAAGGCUACCAUGGCGAUUGAUGUGACUGUGGUUCCCAGCUUGCUGUGUGAGAACUUUCAGAUUAUUGAGCUUCCAAGGUAAUUUUAUUUAUUUUGGUUAUAAGAGGGGAAAUGAAUAAUAAUAUAACAUGCCCAUCUUUUUUAUUUUUCUAUUUCUUUGAACAGACUGAAUUGUGUCCUUUUUAGACAGGCUUGGUUUCGCAGUAUGGAUCGUACAUAAAGGAAAAUGUUAAGAACUACAUUAUGAGUCCAUAACUAAAUCUAAGAGUUGAAGAGUUUAUUAAAUCAAACGCGAAAACGGUUAACCACUCUAUCAGGAGCGCGUGGGUGGCCGCGUGGGUGGCGCAGUGGUGAGAGCAUUCGCCUCCCAGCAAUGUGGCUCGGUUCAAAUUCCAAUUCGAUCUGCGACACACGGACACGUUUUAACGAGUUCCUCAGAACUCCUUAGUUUCUAGGUGCGUAAACAAAUUAGAUUUUUUUAAUCAAUGCCCCACCGAUUUAAACUUUAGCAUGUUUUCCUCUUUCAGUGACAGGUGUCAUUGCUUACUGAUGUUUGACGCCGUCAAUAAAACUUCUAAUGACAUGGAGCUUUCUUAUUCAGUGCAAAGUGGCAGUGAUCAAUCGUGUGGUAAGAUGAAUUGAACACUCUUCAACUCUGAAACUCCUUAGCCAAUACGCUUUCGCCACCAGUCAUAGUGCCAUUUGAUUCGCAUAGUUAGACAUAGUUGGACUUCAACAAGCAGCAAAACGUUGAGCGUUUUCUCCUUUGCCCAUGCAUUCCGCCCAUUCCCAUUGCCCACUGCCCAAAAGAAAAAUUGCGCAACCAUUGUUUCCAAUAGGCCCUUUGCAGCUAGCCAUUCACGUAGUACAAAAUCGCCGUGCUGGGGAGCUAAAGUCGCACUGGGACAAGACAAACAAAAGGCAUUCAUAAUGUUAAAUGGUAAUUUCCUUUGUUUGUCUUGUCCCAGUGCGACUUUUCCUCUCCAGCAUGGCGGUUUUGUACCACGUGAAUGGCUAGCUACAAAGACCCUGUCGCUCCUGGGUAUUGUGCCUAAAGAAAUUGAAGGCAAUGCUGCUUUUUCGGCGAGGGGGUGGGCCUUGAGGUGCCUCAAGGUAUAUCAAACAAUGUGAUAGUUGUGUUUUCGCUUCAUUAUGAAAUGACAACAAAAGCCAAGUUCAUUUCUUUACGAAAAAGAGAAGGGCAGUUAAGUUGUUUGAUCGUGUUUUUAUUGUUAUUUUGUCACCUUUAAUUCAGAAUUGGUCAGUAUUUUUUUUAAAUAACGUUUCACCUUUGCGAUUUCAUACAGCUGUACCACCUGCAUUGCCAGCCUCUAUGUUGAUGCUAUUUGACCGUUUACUAUGAUAAAGGAAUCAAAACUGUGAAAAGCAUAAAAACUACUAUAUACUUGUGGUAGUUAGGAUGAUGUCAGUUGUUCGAAGUCUCAAUAUCAUAGUUUGACCCAGACCAUUUUUGAAAUGACACAAUUUAAAAUGCAAUGUGGGACAUAUGACCCACUUCGACUAAUUUCCGGAUUGAACACUGUAAGCGCCGUGUUUAGCAUUGAUCCUAAAUAAGGUGAUAUUACUCAAUUGCCAUCUCUUCUUGUCCACAGAUGAGGUUAUGAAUAUCCAAGGAAAUGACAAAAAUAGGUAAGUUUAUUUAAUCUUCGCCGAUUCUUUUUCUUAAAGGGAGCGCGCCAGGUCUUGGAUCGAAUAGGAAGCAAUUUUGAAAGACUGAGUAGUAGAUCAGUAACAGUGCAUAGUGUGAACGCACUUUGAAAUUGUGGCGCGGAAAUAUGAAGCAGUAUAUCUUCAAUUGUUUUUCUAAGUUUGUUCCGCUCGACAGUGCAGAUGGCACACCUUGCCAUUUAUUUUUUUUUCAAGUCGCGCACAUUGUUUCGUGUGUCACUGCGUUCUAACUUGCUUUCGUUUUUUUCUCCAGGGUGACCAUGAAUCUACCAAGGGUUGCCUUACCAGUUUCAGAGGACUCAAAGCAACAGGUCAGGCUGAUAGAUAGAUAGAGUGUUCAUUAUGACACGCUAGCGGGUCAAAUGGGAAACUCUUAGAUCAAAGGCGGGACUUGUCCAACUACCAAACUACAAGGAGACUUUUUUCCCCCCACCUGCCUAUUCACAAAGUUGAAAAUCGCGCAAGCUUUUUUAAAUUUCACCUUUUAACAACUCUGAAAAGGGACGAGGAGACUGCUCAGUGCGUGCCCCCCAAAAGUGGAAGUGUUCCAAGUUAUUCUGACCGGGGUUCCAAACCCGGACAAAGUAAUUGGGACACUUGUUCGAUUUCCCCAUCCUUUCCCCUCACAAAGUUGAAAAUUGCUCAAGCCUUCAAAUUGCACCUUUUAACAACACUGCAAAGGGGCGAAGGUACUACUCUUUGCAUGCCCAAAAAAUCGGAAGUGUCUCAAGUUUUUUUGACCGGGUUGUAGGUUCUUUAUUAUACUACAGAGUUAGGAAAUAGGUAUGACGCUUUUCACUUAAGCAUAUUAAUACAUCAACUUUUAUUUGUAAAGGAUUCUAAGGAUUUCAAGACGAGGAGAGGAGCGAAAUGCAAAAGAUUCGUGCGUGACAAAGUGAAACUUCAUUGGAGCCUUGUAUCCUUUUGCUGCGUUUAGGAACGGUUUCCUUAACUACUUUUUUUCAACUCUAGAUAAAGGAAACUAUUCAUAUCCAAUGGGAUACAUUUUCACGUUUAUUAUGUUGUUUAAGUUUGCUUCCUUGUUAGCAUGCUAUGUGCUUAUUAUAAAUCCAACUUUGUGUUUACAUAAUUCUAAACUGAAGAUUACUGUAAAGCUGUGGAAACAUGUUUUUAAACAUAAGAACUGUUCAAUUUAAAAUUUGUCGUGGUACAAAUCCACGAUUGACGAUCCUUAAUCUCUCUUCUGCUUCUUAGCAAACGGUUAGCGUGGUCUUUACAUGAAACACUUGCCGUUUGCUUAGGUGGAAAUGAAGUCCAUGGUUAAAUUUUUUGAAAAGCGCUUUACGCUAUCGACUUUAAAGACUUCAAAUAAACUAGGAAACAAACAAACAAACAAACAGACCAUCUUGAUGUGUUGCCCCCCUUCGCACUCAAGCACCGCAAUUUCUUUAGAGACUAACCCCUCUAUCAGAAGUUAGGAAUGUAAAUCUUCUAUAACAUCCUCAACGUGGCCUCAGCCGGCUUGUCGAGCAUCAGGUACCGGUAAUGUGGACAAUCUGAAGCUAGACGCCAUCAUGAUACAAGCCUUGAUGCCUGAUCCCAUUACGUUUGGUAAGCAAGAGGUCCCUCAAGUAUAGCGCUUUAGUUACAUCAAGCCGCAUGGCUAGUAGGGCACUAGCAGUCUGCACUAUCGGUUCCCCUCCCCACGGGGAUCAUUACGAAGGUGACUAGCAGAGCACGACUGAGAUCUCGGGAACAUUCAAUAUGCAGCUGGAUCAACCUAAAGGCAUGCUCUUGAAGGGGCUAGGUCACAUUUUUUGUAUUUUUUUUUUAACCCUAAAAGCACGUUGUAAUAACAGAAAACCCUGAAAUAAUGGCCCUGUUUUAUUCAAAAGCACUCUGCACUAUACCAUAACUGUCAGUGUAAGACUUAGGCCUUCAAUGUACAUGUGUUGUCGAAAAAUUAUUAGGUUUCGUUCUCCCUUAUGAAGAAUCAUUUGAUAUCUUUCUUUUAGAGUCCCAAUGCUUUUGACGUCUUUAUCCAUAAAUGGGCUAAAUCAUCAACUAUUAACAUAAUUUGGAGAAGCGUUAAAACGUAUGUUUAUCAAGUUAAAAGUGAUGAAAUAAUAGUCCAGCAGUAUUGAGAACAGUUGUAGUGAUGACAGAAAGUAAAGAUAAUGGUAUGCAACUUGUGAAAAAUUUCUUUUGUUUGGUUCUUUAUAGUUACAUUUUUUCCCUUUUUUGUCAGAAAGUAAUUGUGUUGAGCCGGUCGAACCAAAGACAUGCGUAAAUGCAUGCUACACCGUCCACUUGUGUUUCCCAAUACGCAUGCGCGUUGGCCAGAGGGUCCCACAAUUGCAGGAGUUUGUCAAUGCUGCCAAAUAAAUAUCAGUUGUGUCACUUACAGUUGACGGCUUCCCUUCGCUGAAGGUCAAGCGCAUUUAAAUCUAUUCUAGCAACCGAAAGGUUGUUGCGUUGGGUUGCCAUGUAGCGACGUGACCCUUGAAAGGCAGUCUCCUCUUCUUAAAUAACUGUUUUUUCUUCUCAUCUUUUUAAGAUGUAAAGAUAAACGGACAAGAAUACGACAACACAUCGCCAAACGAAGUGACGAGUUCUUUGUGUAGUAUUGUGGAUCUCAGUGUUCUAGUCUCUAAUAAAAGCGGUGAGUUAUAAGCUGUAGAAUUAAUUUUCUUAGGAUUUGCGCAUAUUUUUUUGGGUACUUGUGAUCUGUAACGCGUGCCUAAUUCAUGGUUUUUCCAAAUUAGUCACUUUAGAUAGCCUGUAUUACAAAAGCAGUUAUCAUAAAGCUAAAAAAAUAAUACUAAAUGAAGUGUAAUAUAAUAAUGCAGAAAGCCAACGUAUUUUACAGGACUGAAACGUUUUGAAAAAACUUGGCUGUCAAACUCGGUUGCUAUAGUAACGUCAAUGUUAACGUACACGUCACGGUGACUUUAAAAUAUUCUCACAUAAUUUUUUAGGAAAAGUCGCUAUGUUUGGUAGUCACAGCUUUAACGGUUUUGAAAUCGUUUACCUUUUUCGUGAGUGGGGCUCUAAACAAUCGCUCACCCCCCCUCCCCUCCCGGUCUGAUAGCGAGGACGACAUGUGAGGGGGUACGGGAGCACUCCGCAGAGCUUGCUUACAGGCUCAGGGUUAGGUUUGGAAGGUUUUAAUGACCUAUCCUGUUUGUUUUCUACUCUGUUGUCAUGCAGAUGAGUCACUUGGACCGUUGUUGCUUACCAUUGAGCCAUAUCAGGACCAAGCCUCUGGCUUUCCAGUGACCGAGCUGGAUGGAAAAUUGAGCUGGAUUGGGACGUUACAGCUCCACACGUCCGAGGUACAGUUUUAAUUUUUUUUACAUCUGUUGCAGUCUUUCUUGCUUUAGCCACGGUAAAACAAGCAACAUCAGGUUCAACUUGUUUUGCAACACUCGCACAAGGGUGUUGCGAAAAGUAGAACUACUCUCUACUUUCUGCAACAACUUUUUGUAACGUGGUACAACUUAAUUCGUGGUGGUAAAACUCGCAAAACCUCUUUUCAACUCGUUUUGCAGUGACGUUGCAAAACAAGUUGCACGUUUUAUUGCCCCAAUUUUUUACCCCUAACUACUAAAAUUUUAGGCUGGCGUUUUCAGAGAAGGGUUCCCUACUACCGUAAACUGUUUCUUAUAAACCCUUGGCUUAAACAUCUUCGUAAGGGUUUUGGAAGAGCUUAUAUCCGACGGGGGCAUAUAAGCGGAAUAGAAAAAGCUCUUCGAAACAAGCUAUAGUAGUGCUGGUUAAAAUAUAUGUUUUUGCAUGUACUAGUUUUUAAUCAAGCUACAAAACGUCAUAAUAAACAUAUUUCAUUUCAAUACACUUGGAGGGGCUUGUAUCCUGGGGUGAUGGGGUCUAUUAUCGUAUGUGUUUGCUGUGUUUAGAAGUUUGCCGGUCGAAUGAUAGACCUGCUUAAAUGCAAACUAUACCGUCCGCCUGUGUUUUCCAAUACGCAUUCGCUUGACCAGACGGUCCCAUAAGUGCUAGAAUUUGUCAAGGCUGCCAAAUAAAUAUCAUUUGCAUCAUGGGUAAUUUUUUUUUCUUUCCAGGUAGAUUGGCCUAAAAUUAAUUUUGGGUUGGGUGGAGCGGGGGAAGGGUGGUUGGGUGUUAUAAGUCGCGAGGCGGAAAAAAAGCCAGUUUACGGUAUCAUUCAACGCAACUGACCAACUCUUAGCUGUAUUUCGUUAUCCUUAGUUAUCGCCAGGAUCUUCUCUACGUCACUCUUGUUCAUUGGUGUUCUUGUAUGCUGGGCAGUAUAUGGUUUCUAUUUCUUGUACUGGAAUUUCCGACGAGCAAGCAGAUUCAAAAGACUCAGUUUCUAAUGUAAUGGAGCGAACUCGUUAUUUGGAAUCAAAUAUGGCAAACCUAGAGAAUGACAGCCCCUAUGCUUCGUUAAAGAAAACAUGGACGUUUUCGCCGCCGAUCAAAAUUAACGUGGUUUAG
This is a messenger RNA of Porites lobata, 7906 nucleotides long. NCBI's taxonomy places the organism in Eukaryota, Metazoa, Cnidaria, Anthozoa, Scleractinia, Poritidae. The record is from the annotation of a GenBank genome assembly.